AUGGCUUCAAAGUAUCACUACGAACACGCAAGAUUACUCUACGCCCGUCUCAAGGCUGAAGCCGGCGACUACCCGCACUGGAAUGGAUUACACAUCUACGACAUGAUCAAGGAGGGUGUUAGCGACGAACACAUCAAAGCCGAGUGGAGUGGCACUGUGUUGGUGUAUCAAGACUCAUCGGGCGGAGCGGCAGACGUCUUUUCGCGCUUGAGUCGUUUCGGUGUUACUCGUCAUGGCAUUGACCAAAAUUCUGUCGCAGAAUGGAUGGAAGAUGGGAUGUCAGAACGAACCAUCGCCUUGCAGUACCUUCUUCACGCACUGGAGCCAACUACCGAGGAUACAAAGGCAUGCUUAGCUGAGCUCCAACGUCAAAUGGGCCCUUGUCCAUUGAUGACGGAAGAGUACAUCCUCGGAUGCAUGAAAGACCGUACCCUUGGCGAAGACCUUGCUAUGGAGUAUGCAAAGCGCCGACAAGAAGCGCAACUGGCAGAUCAAACAGACGUCCCAGGACCAAUGUCCGACGAGGACUUAUGGCUCGAGCUGCAUUACGGUCUUCUAUACGCUACCACGAAACUUCCGUCGGAGCCCGUCGUUUUGCGGCAUCCACGGCACUCCGUGCAUCAAUACAAGAUGUACUUUAACGACGGGCCUGGUAUUGACGAUGGCCUCUUCAACGCCAAGACGAGAAGAUUGGCCAGAGACACGGUCAUGAGGCUAGAUUGGCGACUGGACCCAUUCAUCAAAGCAGGCGGUCACCCAAUAGCCUUGCGAACAACCGUUACGUCGGAUCAUCUGGCCGCAUACCGGAAGAUACGUAAAGAUAUCAUAGGUGAUGAGAGCAACACAGAUGUGGAGAGUCAUAGCGAGCGCUUGCAAUUCCUCAUGGGCCUAGCGGCAAAGUUACAUCCAAAUCUAGCCUCACCGCCUAUGCAGUCUACUGAUGUGGUAGCACCAGUGGAAGCGUUCUCCAAAAGCCUCUGGACCGAAAUGGAACGUCACGCCCUCUGGCGCGCCAUCAACAAGUGGUGCAAGGAUAAUGGUGUAGAUCGAUUCGAAACAGGCAACAUAGGCAUGGUCACAUGUCAGACUUUUGCUGACGAGAUCAAAGCAGAUUGCACGGCCAGAGGCACCGAAUCAGUGCGCAGUGCAGAGAGCGUCCAAAGCCAAGUAAAAGACGCGAUGCGGAGGGCCAAGGCGGUAGCGAACAAGCCGAUCACGGAGCUGGCCUUGCGUGCAAGGGCAAUGAAAAAGAAACUCAUCGACAAAGGCGUCGACUCUGUUCCAAAGAGCGAAAGCCCUGAAGAGAGGCAAAAUGGCAUCCAUCUACACUCUGUAGAAGACGAAGCGAUCUACAAGGCCUCGUUCAUUCGCUACCGGAACGCCGCGAUGCCGAAUCUACUGUCUCAUAUUGUGCAACUCUGCGAGAAUACUACCGAGUUGGACUCUCGUUGCAGCGUACCUCAGGUCUUCAUCAACAGGCCCAUGCUAGACGAAUACAUCAGGAUCAGCGGGACGUAUGCAGGUGGCCUAGAAACCGAUACUCCACAGCCUUGGGAGUCGCAGACUGCUCUCUGGGAGUUCAUCUCAAAGGCAGUAAGCGAGAAGUUCAUUCAUCGUGGGGUUCUGCGCAGCCAGGAUACUGUUGUGCAGUCGUUCGAUCGAGUCACUCUGGGCAGCGGAAAUUUCCCAACACCGCCCUCCGACGACGAGCGCGCAGAGUUGAUGCUGUUUCAGCGACUCAUUCAGCGUCGACUGGCUGGAGCAGACGAUGGCACAGCGUAG
Alternaria novae-zelandiae is the source of this 1782-nucleotide messenger RNA. RefSeq lists its product as uncharacterized. The coding region runs from base 1 to 1782 and encodes 593 amino acids. The record is from RefSeq and is a predicted model, not a curated record. The transcript has 2 exons. NCBI's taxonomy places the organism in Eukaryota, Fungi, Ascomycota, Dothideomycetes, Pleosporales, Pleosporaceae.